AUAGUGGUCUACAUUAGUAAUCGUGCCGCAAAAUGAUGAAUCAAAUGGGAAUGCACAUGCAACAGGGAGGAGUGGUGCCUGGAGGACCCGGCGGACCGGUUGGAAUUCCCGGUGGACCGGUCGGAGGAGUUGGUGUUUCUCCGGUAAUGAUGCAGUCUCCCCAGAUGCAACAGCAGCAAGUAGCAGCGCAACAACAGCAGCAGCAGCAGCAGCAACAACAACAGCAGCAAGCUCAUCAACAACAGGCCCAGCAAACCGAAAAAUUGGAGAACAUAUCGAAGGUGAAGGGUUUGGUUGGUCCGCUGAGAGAUUCCCUUUCUACGACUAUUAAAACGGCAGCUCAGCUGCUGCAGCAAAACAACUUGAAUGAUGCGGGCACGAAAGGUGGUGAUUUGAAUACUUCAACUCCCCGUUUUGAUAAACAUCUGGAAGAAUUCUACUCAAUCUGUGACCAGAUUGAGUUGAACCUGAAAACCGCUAAACUGUGCAUGCAACAAGGAACAUCUUCACAGCAGUACUUUCCCAUCCCGGUAGCACCAACUCAACCCAACCCGGCAGAAACCAAUGCGCUAUCCUACAAUCAGUAUUUGGAUGUGGUAAAGAUUCAGAUCGGCUAUGCCAAAGACAUACACGAUACCCUCAUCUGUGCGGCUCAAAACAUCUGCCCUAGCGAAUGAUAGAAACCAACGAUCGGUUGCGACAUGUCGGAUUAAAAUGAAAGGUUUGGUUAGGUCGUCCA
Ochlerotatus camptorhynchus is the source of this 739-nucleotide messenger RNA. RefSeq names its product intersex (gene ix). The record is from RefSeq and is a predicted model, not a curated record. Bases 33 to 677 code for a protein of 214 amino acids. The transcript has 3 exons. Gene Ontology annotation, biological process: regulation of transcription by RNA polymerase II. Lineage: Eukaryota; Metazoa; Arthropoda; Insecta; Diptera; Culicidae. Gene Ontology annotation, cellular component: mediator complex. Gene Ontology annotation, molecular function: transcription coregulator activity; transcription factor binding.